This is a messenger RNA of Spodoptera littoralis (African cotton leafworm), 1411 nucleotides long. Lineage: Eukaryota; Metazoa; Arthropoda; Insecta; Lepidoptera; Noctuidae. The record is from the annotation of a GenBank genome assembly.
AUUUGACAAUGUCAAUGAAGUGAAUCUGUGAAUUUUUUGUUGAGCAGCUGAUAGAAAUAGGGUUAUUUAACUUAAAUCCUUUCAUUUCUCUAUAAAAAUGAAUAAACACAGAAUAUUUAUACGCAUACUUGAAUCUUCUAAACCCGUGAGAGUAGUUUCAAGAUCAAUCCAAACAGAACCUAGUGAAGCUACAGCAAAUACAUCAUCAAUCGACUAUUGUGCAGAUAUAGUAAAGUAAUUAGUACAAUAUUUGUAAAAAACAUUAAAUAUUUGUGUAAUAUUAAUAUAGAUGUACGUCGCAGAAGAAGCAUUUGGAAUUUUAGACCAACCAAUAUAUCGCAUAUUCUGGUACUUUAUGUAUUUUGCAGAUAGACAGCAUGAUUAUGAAAACUUCUUGGCUACUCUUCUGAUGACGAAGUCUCUACGCUCUCCUGCCUUUGUAUUGAGAGCUUUCAACGUAGAAGUAGCUCGAGUGCAAGACUUAACAUCUGAUUCACAAACGGCUGCAUUCCGGUUACAAUUCUGGCAUGAUGCCCUUAAGGGAAUGUUUAACAAAGAACAGACACUAAAAGACGUACCUGCAAAUCCUGUAGCACAAGAGCUGUUUAAGGUAUGUUGCUGUUAUGGAUUGCAACGGAGACAUUUGGAAAAACUAAUCACAUCAAGAAGUAACAUGAACAAGGCUAAAUAUUUUAAAAGUUUAGAGGACAUUGAGAAAUAUGCUGAAGACUCUGUAUCUUCUGUGUAUUACCUUCUCUUAGGUAUAGGAGGAGUUAAAGAUGUCCAUGCUGACCAUGCUGCAUCACAUUUGGGAAAGGCUCAGGGUAUAACAAAUAUACUAAGAUCUGUCCAUGUAUCCAGUCGUCAGAAGAUAGUUUUCUUGCCUAUGGAUAUACUUAUGAAGUAUCAGUUAAGUCAAGAAAAUGUCCUCAGAUGUACUGACAGUGAACAAAUGAGGAAUGCAGUCUUUGAAAUUGCUUCAAGAGCAAAUAGCCAUUUAGAAAAGGCAAGAAAAAUAAAUGUUCCUGAAACUGCCAGGCAGAUAUUUCUACCUGCUACAGCUGUCCACAACUAUUUAACGAAACUUCAAAAGAGAAACUUUAACAUAUUCGACAGGUCACUCUUCCAAGCUAGUCCUAUCCUACCAUUCAAACUGUACUAUAACAGAUGCGACCGUUACGACAAAUCCGACCGACACUACAAAUACGACAAUUCCGAGCGACACGACAUAUCCGACCGACACGACAGAUCCGACCGACACGACAGAUCCGACCUACGCGACAAAUACGACAAAUCCGACCGACACGACAGUUGCGACCGACACGACAAACACGACAAUUCCGACCGACAUGACAGAUCCGACCGACGCGACAAACACGACAGACACGACAAAUACGAUAAAUCCAACUGA